Molecule: messenger RNA, 2166 nt
Organism: Ustilaginoidea virens
Lineage: Eukaryota; Fungi; Ascomycota; Sordariomycetes; Hypocreales; Clavicipitaceae
Exons: 2
Coding region: 1-2166 (721 amino acids)
Source: RefSeq, a predicted model, not a curated record
AUGGCACUGGAUUCCGGCCAGGUUGCCGGGCUACAGUCGACAAUACAGGAUGGUGACAGUCUGCGUAUUCGGCUUUUGCAUCGCAGCCGGUCUUAUAAUGCCGCUGUCCCCGUAGCGGCUCUCGACUCCCCCUCGCCGCCUUCUCAGCGCUGUCUCGACGGUUGGGCCAUGGGCGACAGAAACCGUGAUGCCCCCAAACUGGCCAACCGGCGGCUAUCCAAGCAGAAACCAGCCCGUCUCGCCUCUCCUCUUGGCUCGCCAUCUCAUUUCUUCGAGACUGCAGUUUCCCCUUCUCCUGCAGCCACCAGUCGCAACUCGCAGGCUUACCUUGCCGGAUCCCAAGCUUCCCUUUUGCUCAAGCAGCCGCCACUGCAGCCGCUUCAGCUUGACUGUCAACCAAGAGAAUCCGCAAUAAAUCAACAAGGACCUGGUAUACCGAAGCCUUGUAACCUUGCAAGACGUAGAAACGAGGGCCAGCUGCAUCUGCAAAUCUCAUCUGCGCCGCAUCCGUCUGGCUUAUCAAAGGGCUUCCUUGACAAAGAUGGGCCUGGUUCAUCCAGCGCGGCAUCUACGCCGCCAAUUUCCACGCCUAGGUCAACAGCUUAUUCAACGACAGUGCCGGGUUCUCCAUGCUCGUUAUCCUCGGCUAGAAUUAGCUCGGACUGUUAUGUGUCAAGAGGAGCCACACCUCUUGCCAAACUACAUGCUGACCCGGUGUCGCCUUUGAAUCCCAAUUUCCUCACCGAUUAUGAGGCUGUGACUUCUUGCAGGCAGCCUUGCUCUGUCGACGAACAAGCUGCACCGCCGGCAAAGCAGGAGGUUUCCAAAGUCGCCUAUCCGCCGAUGCGUCGACGUUCGCUCAUUCAGACCCCUGGUGUUGCAACUCGUCCACCUUCCGUGGAUCUUCCGCGUAGCCCGGUAAACCUAGACUACCCUACCCCAACUGCCUCCGUGCUCUCCGAACCGGGCAGCAGGAUGAGGGCUCCGCACAAUGCAGAGCUGGGCAUUUCGACGCAGGCGUCUUUGCCUCAAACCCUAGAGACCAUACCUCAGGAACGGUCCGUCACCCCAUGCGAGUCCGAUUACCAGCAACUGGGAGGCAUGAAAUUCGGAACGCUGCGAAUUACAAAUGCUUCGCCGGCCGCCCCUACUUGGUAUGCAAAUGAAUGCGAUAAAUCGACAAUACCAGUGACCAGACGUCCAACAAACCUGACGGACGGCGAUGUGCUCAGUCCACAUGGUAGGCCACGAGCUCUGCCCAUUAUCUCUUCUGGCACAAUACCUGCACAGAUAGCAAGGACCAAGCCAAACGAGCAAAAGAUUCGGCCUCCCCCAUCACAGCUGGGCUAUUCUUCUCGCGAGAAGUCUCUGCCAAAAUUGGAGGAACCAAGUGCUGGACCCAAGAAAAAGAGGAAGUCGGGCUUCCUAGACCUCAAGGAGAAGCCAUGUGAUGGAUUGCCCCAAGGCAAGGGUGCUGCGCCGCCUCACCUGUCUACAGCAGCAAUGCCUUCGGGGAAAAAAGGUCCCGACGUUGUGCAUCCCGUCAAAGAGGUCUUGUGCGUGAGAAACGACCCUAGCGCAAAGCCUCUACGGGAGGCGUCUCGGAAUGUCAGCAGAGGUUCAGACGCUCUCCGGAAAGCCACAUCGGAAACCGACAGUGGAUUCCUGUCAGGCGGCUCAUCCUUGAGCUCACGAAGGACCCUGUCAAACGCCGACAGCGCUUACUGCUCCAACAUCUCGGUUCAGUCCAACCUGAGGCCUUUGAACGAAACCACGACUUCCAGCCCCGGUAGCUUUGCUCGUGACUCGCCCAAGGCGACUUCCUCCAAGGGUGCUUUGUCCAGCGACCUUGCGAAGCAAGCAACAACAGCCCAGCAGCCACUUACUCGACCCUCCCUCAUCUCCAAGUCCACAAGCAGUCUACGGCAGUUGUCCUUUCGAGCACGUCGACGACGGCCAACCAUGUUCUGCGCCGAGCCAACCAACAAACUAGUCAAGUCCCCAACAAAGCUGUCGCACCACCACUCAGAUUCUCCCUUAUCAGGGACGAGCACAAACACCCCGAGUUCCGCUCCCAAGCACGCCAACGCCGACCCCAAGACGCAGAGAUCUGCAAGGCCCCUUAGGCUUUUUGGUUUCGCCAAGAAAGUCGACUUGUCGAAGUGA